Molecule: messenger RNA, 3087 nt
Organism: Sinocyclocheilus grahami
Lineage: Eukaryota; Metazoa; Chordata; Actinopteri; Cypriniformes; Cyprinidae
Product: neuroligin-2-like
Exons: 8
Coding region: 1-2226 (741 amino acids)
Cellular component (GO): membrane
Molecular function (GO): neurexin family protein binding
Source: RefSeq, a predicted model, not a curated record
AUGGGACCCGUGGUUUCAACCAGCACUGAAGGGGACGCAUACAAAGCAGACCCAGCUGUAGCUCUGCGCAGUAAAAUCUUUUUGAAUUUUGUCUUUUCUCUUUCCCCCCUUUUUGUCUUAACCCCAGGUCCGCUCACAAAAAAACACGAUGAGUCUUCGAUGAACAGACCGAGGGACGAAGAUAUAAGAGAUCGUCGGAAGAAGCCUGUGAUGUUGUUUAUCCAUGGUGGUUCAUACAUGGAGGGAACGGGAAACUUGUUUGAUGCAAGCGUUCUUGCUGCCUAUGGAAACGUGAUUGUCGUCACUAUGAACUACAGGUUGGGUGUUCUGGGUUUUCUGAGCACUGGAGAUCAGUCAGCGAAGGGGAAUUAUGGGCUACUGGACCAGAUUCAGGCUCUGCGAUGGCUCAACGAGAACAUCGGACACUUCGGAGGAGACCCAGAGAGAAUCACCAUAUUUGGCUCUGGGGCCGGAGCCUCAUGCGUCAAUCUUCUCAUCCUGUCCCAUCAUUCUGAAGGUUUGUUCCAGAGGGCCAUUGCUCAGAGUGGCUCCGCCAUAUCCAGCUGGUCAGUGAACUACCGGCCCCUGAUGUACACCAAGAUCCUGGCCAAGAAGGUGGGUUGUAGCUACAGCGACACUGCAGAUCUGGUGGACUGUCUGCGAAGGAAGAGCUUCAGGGAGCUGGUGGAUCAGGAUAUCCAACCUGCCCGCUACCACAUUGCAUUCGGACCGGUGGUGGACGGUGAUGUGGUCCCCGAUGACCCUGAGAUCCUCAUGCAGCAGGGGGAGUUCCUGAACUACGACAUCUUGUUGGGGGUGAACCAGGGUGAAGGGCUGAAAUUUGUAGAUGACAGUGAGGGUGAGGAUGGUAUUUCAGCUGCUUCCUUCGACUACACCAUAUCAAAUUUUGUGGACAACCUCUACGGAUACCCAGAUGGUAAAGACAUACUGCGGGAGACCAUAAAGUUCAUGUACACAGAUUGGGCUGACCGCGAUAACAGUGACAUGCGGCGUAAAACACUACUUGCACUUUUUACCGACCACCAGUGGGUGGCGCCAGCAGUUGCCACAGCCAAGCUGCAUGCGGAGUUCCAGUCCCCUGUUUAUUUUUAUACCUUCCACCACCACUGCCAGACGGAAGCACGACCCGAGUGGGCAGACGCAGCACAUGGUGACGAGAUCCCAUAUGUGUUUGGUGUUCCCAUGGUGGGUGCCACAGAUCUAUUUCCCUGCAACUUUUCCAAGAACGAUGUCAUGCUCAGCGCUGUGGUGAUGACAUACUGGACCAACUUCGCCAAGACGGGUGAUCCGAACAUUCCAGUACCGCAGGAUACCAAGUUCAUCCAUACUAAGCCCAAUCGCUUCGAGGAAGUUAUCUGGACCAAAUUCAGCUCUAAAGACAAGCAGUACCUCCACAUCGGGUUGAAGCCUCGCAUCCGGGAUAAUUACCGUGCCAACAAAGUUGCUUUCUGGCUUGAGCUGGUUCCUCACCUCCACACCCUUCAUGAGGAGAUCAUCAGCUCCAUAACCACGCGACUGCCACCCGGCAGCCCGCACCGGCCCGGUUGGAAGGGCACGGCCCAGAGCCCUGGCACACGCUCUACUCGCCACCCCACGGUCUCAACCUACCCACCCGACCCGGACCUCGAAGGGUCUGAACACCCUCCUGAACGCUUCCCAUUCCCAAGUGACACACGGGACUAUUCGACGGAGCUGAGCGUGACAGUAGCAGUGGGUGCGUCGCUGCUCUUCCUCAACGUGCUGGCGUUUGCCGCGUUGUACUAUAAACGCGACAAGCGGCACGAGCUGCUGCAGCGCCGCCAUCGGCGCCUCUCACCUCAACGUGGGACGGGGCCGGGCAUUGGCAUUGUGGGGGCUCCACCCCAUAACGACCUGGCAUUGAGCCAGGAGGAGGAGCUAAUGUCCUUGCAGAUGAAGCAACAAAGGGUGGAACUCGACCACGGCACGCCUCUUCCAUCGCGUGGUCUCCAUGGCGACCUCGAGCCUCUAAGACCACCUGUGUGCCCGCCGGACUACACUCUGGCGCUACGGCGGGCACCUGAGGACGUGCCACUUAUGACGGCUAACGCCCUUUCUAUGAUCCCCAGCACCAUCUCUGGCAUGCAGCCCCUCCAUGCCUUCAACACUUAUCCCCCUGCGCCUGCACCAAGUGCUGGGCAUAGCAACAACGCCCUGCCCCACCAGCACUCCACCACACGAGUAUAGUAACCCCUCUAAGGGGACCAGGCCCCCCAAACACAUAGGGACACAGACCUCCAGUACUAAGAGUGGUGCUCUACACGGAUACUGUUCGACACACCACUCCUGUCCUUUUUAAGUCCACUCCCAGCACACUCUCUUUCUCUCUCGUUCUUUCUUGUUUUACUCUUCCUGCUCCUCUCAUUCUUGGAGAAGAUUUUGGGUGGAGAAAUGUUGGCCAUUUUCCCUACUCAAUACAGCAGCUAUCCCCUCCCAUUUAGUUUUUUCUCCUAUUUUUUCCCCCCUCAUUGCCACCUUUCCCUUUUUCUUUCUUGUCUUCUCCCCAACAGUCUUUUGCUCUGCUGUAGCCGUUUCUAGUCCCCCAAAAAGAACUGUUUUUCCUACUUCGGACUGUUUUAUAAAUCAAGAAAACAUACAUGUAAAAUAUGUAUUAUUGAUAACCUUAUAAGGCUAUGAAUGAAAAAAUAUUCUACUAUCUAAUUUUUACCAGCAUUCUUGUGCCAAGUACUGUGAUCAUCAUCCAAUCAGACGCAGUCUAGUGGACGGACGUGGAGAGAAUCACUUGAACUGGAUUUAUUCAAGGAAUUUGCAGAAUUGAGAAAAAAAGUGCCAAAUUUGUUUUUCUUUUCUUUGGUCUCUCUCUCUCAUUUUUGCUUUUUGUUUUGCACUGUCACUGUUAUUUGCCUAUGGAGAGAAAUUAACAACACUACAAAUAUCUAUAUAAAAAGAUAUAGAUUAAUUACAUUUAUAUCUUGAUUGCGCUUUGAGAAAAUUGCAUGAUUUAUUUUUAAAGAGGAAAAUGGACAUUCGAGAUUCAAGACUCUUCUUUUUAUUGUCUUUUUCUGCAGCAGUCUUCUCUCUCUUGCU